CAUGAAAUCAGACUGGUGGUGAGCGCGAUGAGGCAGUGAGAUCACAUUGAAUUUCGAUUUUGUUGCUUUAUACGUUUACAAACUCACAAUCGAGCAGACACACCAGAAACAUGUGGUUCAGGUUUCGUUUUCAUCUUCCGAAAGGUGUGUGACUUUGAUCAAGCCUUUCACCCUUCCAUUCGGAGGAUUCCUCCCCGUCCGUCGAUUCGUUUCGACCAGGCAAUGACAACGGCCCCAGCAACCCCGCAGCAGAUCAGAGACCGGCUGCUGCAGGCCAUCGAUAGCCACAGCAAUAUCUGCAACAUGGUGGCAGUAUUGGAUGUAAUCACCAAUUUGGAGAAAUUUCCCAUCACCAAAGAAGCACUUGAGGAAACUCGCCUAGGAAAACUGAUCAAUGAUUUAAGGAAAAAAACAAAAGAUGAAGAUUUAGCGAAACGUGCCAAGAAACUUUUGCGCACCUGGCAGAAACUUAUUGUGCCGGGACAGAAUGACACCCCUACGCGGUCGGCUCCGGGAACCCCAGGGUCUGCUAAUGGUGGUGCCCACCCAUGCAGAACUGACAUCACACCACUUACUGUGCCGCCGCCGGGCAAGGUUGGCCCCGAAGUCAAAAAUCGAAACGACAUCCACAACACCUACUCUCCCAAAGCGGAGAAGUCAAGUAGCCGCAAGCGCAAGGAUGAGAACAGGAGGACAGAGGACAGUCUCCACCCGCCUGCAAAAAUGCCUAAAACCUCUGCGUACGAGCAGAUGUCUUCCUGCGCCUCGCCGUCAACCAAUGGUAUUGGAGGCAGCCCAGAGACUCUGUCAGAAAGGGAAACCACCCUCCAGCCCUCUGACAGAACCCGCACUGAGCACCUUGAGAAUGACCGACACAGCAAGAUUCCCGUCAACGCUGUUAGGCCUCACUCUAGCUCCCCAGGGCUAACCAAACUACCUAGCACUUCGUCCCUGAUCAAAACGGCAGUCCUGCAGCAGCAUGCCCGAAUGGAAGGUGGCAGUGGAGGACCCCAUCAGCCCAAGAGCCCUCGCUUUUCCUCCCACAGUCCCCGCAGCGCACCGCAGGAGAUGCUCUCCAAGAGGUCUUCAACUUACGCCCCUAAGGAGAGUCUUUCAAGUCCAUCGCCUAGCUCUGUUCAAGUGCCCUCUCCCUCGCCUCUUUUGCAGUCGUCACUGUCCCCGGCCAGAGAGUGCUUUGCUGUGGAACACUCUCCUGCACGACACGAACCCUCCCUGCACUUGCACGGUUCCACAGAGCCUGCCUUCCACCCCCAACACAGCACUGUAACGCAAGAGUGUCCCACGGGCUCUUUGCAAGCCUCGCAUAUUCAUAAAGCCCCUGACACUCACAGACACAGCGCCUCUUUGGAGGCUAGUGCGGGGGAAUGUGAAGUGGUGACCUCGGGUCCCGAGGGCAAAAGGAGUAAAAAGUACAGGUCUAGAGACUAUGUGGUCAACCUUCAAGGGCAGCCUUUAGAGGACAAGACAAAGCCUGUGCGCUUAAAAGAGCGAAGGUUGACCUUUGACCCCGUAACUGGUCAGAUCAAACCCCUCAGCCCAAAAGAGUCCCACUUUGAGGAGGAGAGCCCAGUGCCGCUGCCGCCACCGCCACCGCCGCCACCCCCUGCCGCUGAGCCCAAUCAGCAAAAGCCCCCUGCGCCUCUCCCCAGCCCCUUCCAACAGACAAACUGGAAAGAGCUGUCCAGGAAUGAAAUUAUCCAGUCGUACCUUAACAUUCAGAGCAAUGUGCUCACCUCCUCUGGGGCGCAGACCCACGGAGCACACUUUUUCAUGACGGAAUAUUUAAAACGAGAGGAGCAUGACACAAAGGAGACCAGAAAGACCCACGUGCUGGUGCCCAGCAAACCUGAAUCAGACUUGCCUGGUGUGACCAGGGAGGUGUCCGAGGACGACCUUAAUAGAAUACACACAAGUCACUGGCCGGGAGUCAAUGGUUGUUGUGAUACUAUGGGAACGUGGUAUGAUUGGACAGAGUGCAUAGCCUUGGACCCACAUGGAGAUGAGGCUAAAUUGAACAUCUUGCCAUAUGUCUGCCUAGACUGAGAGAACUGGGCCUCUUUUGUCUUUCUUUUUUUUUUUUCUUCUUUUUUGGUCCUCAUGAAAAAGUGACAAGUCUUUGAUUGUACUAACUGUGAUCUGGUAAUGCCACAACCACAGUUGCCCCCUCUGGCCUCCCUUGUAUUUGUCAAUCAGAAUGGUGGAGUAGGAUGCCGAGUGUGCAGAGGCGGCAGGUUGUGAUUUUCCAUGCAUGGUUUUGUGAAGGCGCUCCAUUACAAAGUGCUGCUAGAAUUGCAGGCAAGAGGUCUAAAGGAAAUACAGAGAUUGGGUGUAGUUGGCCAGUCAUUGCACGGGUGUGUGGGAAAGCAGUCAAGGAUUACGACAAGCACAGGUAAGACUGAAAGUGUCCAGCAAGUCAGAAAGAAUUUAACUUGUUUGGAAGUUACAAGAAGCUUUAUGUGACUUAAAAAAAAUAAUAAAUUAUAAUUUUUCUUAUCAUGUAUGCAUCUAUUUAUUUGACCUUUUUAUUUAGAUUUUUAUUGGCUGUGUACAGCUCUCCAUGAAGUUGUUUUUAUUUUUAUUUUUUCUGGCCUGCUUGAAUCACAUGCAUCCCUACUGGUGAUGUCAGUGAGUCAUACCAUGUAAAAGUUGUGCACAUUUACCCAUAUGAACACACCAACUGAUGACUACAUUCCAUAGGUCUCCCUUUAUGCGUGGAUCUGUUUCAGGACAGGAACCUUUUGUUGGGAUUAAACUGUGCUCCAGGAAAGCCAUGCUUUUUUUUUUUUUUUUUUUUGAGGUUAUUUGAGCAUGCCCUUGUUAUGUGGCUUUAGUAUGGACUUGUGUCCUUUGAUUUAACGGGAUGGGGGAACAGAGGGUGCAACUGCAUUUCAUCCAUUAGGCCGGAAUAGCAGGAAAAUAACAAUAUGCUGGAACUGUACUUGUUACCAUUCCUUCAUAUAUUGUUUGCCUUAUGUGAAAUCACUCUUCAUUGAGCUUCACUGAAUGUACGGUGAUCAGACAGCUGUCUUUUAGUUGGUACUCAAGGGAACAUUUUAUUUUUGUUCAAAAAAUUUACCGGAUGUGUUUUGAAGUGCAAACAGAUUGCAGUUCUGGAUAUUUGUACAUACAUUUUACUUUGUUAACUUGUUAAUAUCUCUCAAGUCCUGAAAUGCUUUUUAAUCUGGAGAGUAAUUUUGGUUUUCAGAGAAUCAUCAAUAAUAAAUUGAGCCAUGAUAUCUGAGACUAAGCCACCACUAAAAACACUUGAAUCAAAGAAUUGAAGUACAUUUAUACACCUGUAAAGUUUUCAACGUGAAAACUCCAUACGAACGUACUUUACCCCAUCCUUGUAUUAUUUUUCAUGCCAGUUUUCCUUGGGGAAAAACAAUGUUUAAGUGGCUGAAAUUUUAUCUGCUGCCGAUUUGCAAACACUGUGCUCCGCUACCUUCUUCCCUACCAAUGUGCCUUUCGAUGAAGAGUUGCUUAGUUUGUUUCUAUGUACUUGAUUUGAGUAAUAACCCCUUCCCUCCGGUGGUCCAUGUUAAGGCUGUCAUUGAACUGGUCAUUGUUUAUAGUUGAAACACAUGGAGAAAUACAGCUUGCAAUAAACAACAAGCCGGUAGAUUUUUUUUUUUUUUCGUCUGAUCAUUUUCGGAUCAGGGACUUCUUUAAGUGUUUAACAUCACUCAUCUGUUUGAAAAUAAAAAAGGCAUAUAAAC
Sardina pilchardus (European sardine) is the source of this 3740-nucleotide messenger RNA. It is a transcript of the gene crsp7, whose product is annotated as cofactor required for Sp1 transcriptional activation, subunit 7. Lineage: Eukaryota; Metazoa; Chordata; Actinopteri; Clupeiformes; Clupeidae. The transcript has 3 exons. Bases 223 to 2064 code for a protein of 613 amino acids. Gene Ontology annotation, molecular function: transcription coregulator activity. Gene Ontology annotation, cellular component: core mediator complex; nucleus; mediator complex. The record is from RefSeq and is a predicted model, not a curated record. Gene Ontology annotation, biological process: regulation of transcription by RNA polymerase II; positive regulation of gene expression.